Molecule: messenger RNA, 964 nt
Organism: Ceratotherium simum simum (southern white rhinoceros)
Lineage: Eukaryota; Metazoa; Chordata; Mammalia; Perissodactyla; Rhinocerotidae
Gene: RRAS
Product: RAS related
Biological process (GO): signal transduction
Cellular component (GO): membrane
Molecular function (GO): GTPase activity; GTP binding
Source: RefSeq, a predicted model, not a curated record
CCCCAGGCGGUAGCGGCGGCGGCGGCAGCAGUGGCGACAUGAGCAGCGGGGCGGCGUCCGGGACGGGGCGGGGGCGGCCCCGGGGCGGGGGGCCGGGGCCCGGGGACCCCCCACCCAGCGAGACACACAAGCUGGUGGUCGUGGGCGGCGGCGGCGUGGGCAAGAGCGCGCUGACCAUCCAGUUCAUCCAGUCCUACUUCGUGUCUGACUACGACCCCACCAUUGAAGACUCCUACACGAAGAUCUGCACCGUGGAUGGCGUCCCGGCCCGGCUGGACAUCCUGGACACUGCGGGCCAGGAGGAGUUCGGUGCCAUGCGGGAACAGUACAUGCGCGCCGGCCACGGCUUCCUGCUGGUGUUUGCCAUUAACGACCGGCAGAGUUUUAACGAGGUAGGCAAGCUCUUCACGCAGAUCCUCCGAGUCAAGGACCGCGACGACUUCCCCAUCGUGUUGGUCGGAAACAAGGCAGAUCUGGAGACACAGCGCCAGGUCCCCCGAUCUGAAGCCUCUGCCUUCAGCGCCUCCCACCACAUGGCCUACUUCGAGGCCUCGGCCAAACUGCGCCUCAACGUGGACGAAGCCUUCGAGCAGCUGGUGCGGGCCGUCCGGAAGUACCAAGAACAAGAGCUCCCGCCCAGCCCGCCCAGUGCCCCCAGGAAGAAGGACAGGGGCUGCCCCUGCGUCCUCCUGUAGCCUGGGCGUGAGAGGAGCAACCAACACGAGCUCUCGGGACCAGCUGCCUUCGCCAAGCCUCAGUUUCCCCAUCUGGGUCUCCCAGGAUACACUACACCCCCUCCCGUAAUUCCUGGCCUCCUCCGGGCCACUGCCACUGUGUGCCUUCUGCCAACGCCUCCUUCCCCCACCCGAGCCCCUGGUGGGGGUGAGGGGCUCCCGGGCAUCCGGGUCACUGCUGUAUAUAACUCCCCUCCCCAGAGAAAUAAACGUCACUGCCAAAGUCAAAA